Molecule: messenger RNA, 5596 nt
Organism: Galleria mellonella (greater wax moth)
Lineage: Eukaryota; Metazoa; Arthropoda; Insecta; Lepidoptera; Pyralidae
Product: zinc finger protein 883-like
Exons: 6
Coding region: 127-1920 (597 amino acids)
Biological process (GO): regulation of transcription by RNA polymerase II
Cellular component (GO): nucleus
Molecular function (GO): DNA-binding transcription factor activity; zinc ion binding; RNA polymerase II cis-regulatory region sequence-specific DNA binding
Source: RefSeq, a predicted model, not a curated record
UGUAGACUACGAAUUAUAUGAUUGCAAUUUGUAAUACAUUGGAAACAAAAACAAUAAAAAAUUCAACAAAAAGCUAGUCAAAAAACUACAAAAAGCAAAUCUUAAUUCUUCGUUUUUCGCUUGUGUAUGUUUUUUAGUUUUAAAAUAAAUGCAUUUAAAAUGGAACAAAUGGAGAAAUGUUGUCGUACGUGCAUGAAAUAUAAUACGAGUCUAGUGGACUUAUUUCAGCCUCUUCUUGAUGGCAAAUGUAUUUCGUUAGUUUCCACAGUUUUGAUGGAGUACACAGGAAUGCAGAUAUCAAAAGAUGAUGGUCUGCCACAGAAUAUAUGCCAUAGUUGUUUGAAAGUAAUUAAAUCAAUGUAUACAUUUCGUGAACAAGCAUUAUUAGUUGAAGCUGAACUAAAGAAAAUUAUUUCAUCCCAGAAUGUACAAAAUGAAGAAAUAAAAACAGAAGUGAAAUCUGAAGUAGUAGAUGAUUUUGAUAACUUUUUUACUGACUCUGACUUUCCCAAAGAGGAAGAACAGGACUAUCCCCAGGAGAACAAUAUGGGAAAUGACGGCAGUGAAUUAAAUUUACCAAAAAAUGAAAUUACAUUUGAUGAGAACUUUGCAGUAUCUGAAGACACUUUAAACUUGGAACCAUACACCACAAAUAAAGAACUAAUUAAACGAAAAGUACUGUCAUGUACAAUAUGUAAUAAGCAGUAUCACAGAACUUCAUCUUUAAACAAACAUUUAACUAAGCACAGAUUGUUAAACCCAAUACGAUGUAAAAUCUGUAAUAAAAAUUUUGAAACGGAAACCUUGUUGGUUGAGCAUACAUUAAAUCAUAGUGAAGAGCUAACCAUAAAGGCAGAUACUGAUGAAGAUAAAAUAUAUGAAUGUCCAAACUGUGAUUUAAAGUAUAGUAAAAGAAGAUCACUGUCAAUGCAUUUAAAGAGACACAAGGGGGAAAAAUCUCAUGAAAAGAAAAAGUUGUAUGUCUGUGAUAUAUGCCAGAAGGGAUUUUCUAUGAAAUCAUUAUUAAAGAGGCACUUACAACUACAUAAUAAAGAGAAACCAUUGAAAUGUACAAUAUGUUCUAAAAGUUAUUACAGACAAGACCAAUUCCAAGAGCAUAUGAAAAAGCAUAAUGGUGUUAAACCUCAUAUCUGUUCCUAUUGUAAUAAAGGGUUCACACAGCUGUGCAGUCUGAAGGAUCAUGAGCGAACACACACUGGGGAGACUCCUUAUCUCUGCUCUGAAUGUGGCAAGGGUUUUGCCAACAGUUCAAAUCUCAGACAACAUAUGAUGCGCCACACUGGACUCAAGCCUUUCUCCUGUAAAUUAUGCCCAAAAACGUUUUGUACAAAAGGACAGGUGACAUCUCACAUGACCACUCACACUGGUGCCCAUCCACAUAGCUGUGAAGAGUGUGGUGCUAGAUUCACAGCAAGCACCUCACUGAAGAAACACAAACUAAUACACCUAGGAAUAAAACCUUACAGCUGCGAUACUUGUGAACAGAGUUUCUCAUGCAAGGAUCACUUGAAGCGACACUACCGCAUCCACACAGGCGAAAAACCUUACAAGUGUAUAUAUUGCGAUCGCGCAUUCACGCAGUCCAACGAUCUCGUUAAACACAAGCGGACACACGAGGGACAGAAUUUAUAUAGAUGCACCAUAUGCGGCAUGAGGUUCCGACUAGCUACUGAGCUAAAACAGCACUAUCCAACUCAUUAUGUCGAGGGUGACGUCACUAUCCCUAUUGGAAAAGGAUUGGAGGCACCUGUAAUUAUAUUGAAACCAGAAGAAGUAGCACAGUCAACCGAAACCAAUGCAAACGAAAUAGACCCUAGGAUAACCAUUACAAUUAAUAGUAGCAUGAAAAAUGGUUUAGCUGGGGAUAUAACAAUCGAUAUUUCCCCAGAGAAAAGCUAAUAAUGCUGUAUUUUUAGACCAAAUAAUAUGUGAUACGCGCCUUAUAUACAUUAUAAUGUAUCUAGCCUUCAUUUUAAUAUUCAGGUUUGUCCUGAAUUAAUUUAGAUGCUAGUGUACUUCCCAGUGUUGUUUCAAGUUACACUAUUUAAUGUCAGGCGAAUUUCAGCCUUAUAUCGAGGAGCUUUUAUUUGAAUUAUUUAUUGUUAGACUUAUAAAUUAGUGACCACAAUAUUGUUCUCAUAGUUCAUUAAGAAUAGAUAUAAAAAUUGAUAAAUUUAAGGAAAAGUAAACACGGUCUUACUUGAAUGUUUAAUGCAAUCUAUUCUAUCACAAAAGCAACGUAUCACGCAAAUUUCAGUUAUUUUCAGUUACGUAAUUUAUGCGUUAGUAGGUAAUUCGUAUUUUUUAAAGCAUUACAAUGCCGAUUGAACUCUGUAGAGAUACUCAUUAAGUCCAAAAUAUAAUAAUGACAGCCAAAAUACAAUUGGUAGGUUCUUAUAUGUACUCCUGUCUUAUCUGUUUUAGACGUGGGGCUUCAUUGCACGCACUGUUGUGUUUCAGUGUAAAGGUGGCAUACUCAGUGCAAUUUAUAUAAAAGGUGUAACAUUUUAGUUCUUAAUAGCGACAUAGGGUAUGGUUGCUUUAACCGUACCACAGUCUGUUAUACCCCGGUAAUACUCGUAUGUCGGCUGGCCGACUUCGUAAACCAAAAAAAAAAAAAAUAUAAAGUAACCUUUUUAUACAGUUUUUAAUAACAUUUUUGAAACAUACAUUUUUUCUUUGUUAACAUCUAUUUGUAAUAUUUAUUUAGCAAUUGUAUACUCAAACGGCGAAACUUUUUUACGGUAUGUCAAUAGUUUUAUAAACUUGGAACUUACUGCUUAAGUCGUACCUGCGCAAAAUUCCUUACUCGUACCGAUACAACUUGGUUUAAUAAUAUACUUUUUAUCAGGUAUAAAAUAUGGGGAAGGGAAAGUACAAUAACUUGACCAUGUUGCGUUUUUACUAUUUUUUUUUAUACCACUGUGGUGGCAAACAAACAUACGGCCCACCUGAUCGUAAGUGGUUACCGUAGCCUAAUAAAUAAAAAUAAAGGUUAAAUCUCCACUAAUAGUUUCAUUAUCAUUAUAAAUACAAUUCUGCUCUUAGCACCUAGAUAUUAAAUGCCGCUUAUCAUUCAACCUGGACCUUUUACAAUAUCAUUAAAUACUUCACACGAUAUAUUAACAAUUGAUAAAAUUACCAAUAAACAAAUAAUGUUUCGCUUGAAUUUUUUGUCUACUGAGUGUUACAUAUACGGCAGCAAUUAAAAGAAAAUAGAAACCAAGGAAAAUUAAAAGGCAAAGCCUGCACUAGAUAUAAUAUUUAAAAUUCUAAAUUCAAAGUAAAAUAGUAAUGUUAUUAUAUAAUUGUGUAAUCUUCAUUAUUAUGUUGUUUUGUUAUAUGUAAUAUGUAUAAUUUAUAUUAUUUUAAAGAGAUAUUAUUUAAAUGAAAAGUUUGUUUAGUGUAUGCGUAAAUAAAUAAAUAAUACAAAUUUAAAUAAUUAUGUAUUCACUAAAGUCUAUUUUCUAAGUACGACUAAGGCUAUAUAAAUGAUACGAAUCAGGCGACCAGGCGCCUUAAUUAUACUGAAGGCAUAUUUUUGAAAAACGUCAAAAUAAGUAUUUUGAUAAAAGAUUUUCAAGUUUUUAUGAUGACUAAAGAAAGAGUAGGCGCAGAAGAUUUUUUUUUUUUUUUAUUUCAAUUGCACUGAAUAGAAUAGUAUUAUUUCCUUAGGGGCUACAACUUUACCCCAAUAGCAACCUUACCCCAUAAGCUAUUAUCCAUGACUCUUAUCGAGCAUUAAUUUUAUACUCUUAUGAUGAUAACCAGCUGUAUAAUUUGUACUGUAAUGUCCAUCUUGUUCCUGUUUAUAAGAGGUUAUCUCUCCUUAUAAGGUGAUGAAUGAUCAACUUAAAAAUAGAUGUUUUUUAUAAAUAGAUACGUGGUUGAAUAGGUCACAAAUUUUUCUUAGGCAUUUAAUAGGGCCGGUUUUUUUGUGAUUUUGUGACCUCUACUGUGGUCUAUUUAAUACUGCCUAUGUAUACUCACUAUAAAAAAAAUGUCUCACAAUCAUGUAUGUGAUAGAUAAUUCUUAGAGGCUCGUUUGUAUAAAGAAAACUAUAAUGUACUAAGUGCAUUUUUUAGAAAAUUGAUAUAUCAUAAUGGAAAAUAGAUUUUAUUAUUAGGUUAGUAAAAUGCCGAUUGGGUUUUAAAUCGGCGUCUACUGUGCAACGCCUUAUUUACAAUGAUUAUAAUAUAAUAUUAUAGGAAUAAGUUGAUAGAUAUAUUGUAGCUGUUUUAUUUUAUGCAUUACUUACAUUAUAAUAAAAUGUAAUUAUGAAAUGUCUAUUUUGUUUCUACAUUAAAUAACUUCUAGAUCGUAACAGUCGUAAAACUGACUUACAAACCGUAAACUUUAUAUUAUAAACAGUAAUUUAUGGUAACUCGACGGUAAUUUGUUGUAUUUGAAGAUAUAUUUAUGUUACCUUUAAAAAUGAGCUGAGAUUACUUUGACAGACGGGGAUAUUUAGUUACUUGCUAAUGGAAAUGCUCUUCACUUCUUAUCAGGUGUGAUCUGACAAGUCAGAAAGUGAACUACAAAUAUUAUACAUAAAUAAGUGGCGCAUACCCGUAGUAUUGAAGCUAGUGCAUUAUGAGAACCAGAUAUGAGUAUCUGAAUUCAUGGCGCUCAACCUAGAAUAUUUCAACUUGAGUAAAUUUUAUUGUUUAAUGAGAAUUUAAAUUUGGACCACAUUUAUAUAAAAUGAUAUACUUUUAUUAAAGUUUUUAUGUCAAACAGAUUAAAAAAAAACUUAAUAUUGGUGUAAUACUGAGUUUUUUUUUGUAAGCUGCUAAUUAUAAAUCGACGACAUUCUUCAGUCCUUCGAGCCGGAUUGAAUUAAUAACUUGAAUAUUCGAUUUUGCUAAAAUUUUUAACGACCUUAUAUAUUAUUAUAUAUGUAUGUUUGUUUAUUCGGUAUUCACAAUUAAACUUCGAAAUUAAAUAUAGAAAAGAAAAAAAUAUGCAAAUAAAAAUUGUUCAUAAAUUUUAUCCAUUAAUAAAGUACAUCUUAUCGUCUACAAACGUGUUCUUUAUGAUGAUAUUGGGGUCUUCGGAGUCUGAGCUGACAAGCUAUUGUUCUAAAAAAUGUCUAAAAAAAAUUUAUUUGGUAUUACAGCGAAAGAAUUUAAGCAACACACGUUCUUAGGCCAUCAACACAGUUUUUGUUUUCCCUCCCAUAACCAUAACAACUCAUUAAUGGCACACGGGCACGGCCAUUAUUUUUUCCGUUGCACAUUAAUUAGCAGUAUUUUUCAACAGUAUUUUUGAUCGUGACUCCCAAAGAAAGAGGAAGAAGUGGGAAUAUUAAUACUUUUAUUUGUAAAGGGGUUACGUAGACAAGAGUUUAAAUCACUACUGGUAUUAUAGGUAUAGUAUAGAAAUGGGAUUGUACAUGCGAUGAUAAUAAUGAUCAAAUCGUUUGUAUAUUUUUCAGUAUCUUUAAUUUCAAUAAAUAUUAUUUUCUAACAAUUAUUUGUUUUAUUGUCGUGUUAAUUGAUGAUCGGAACGACAGGUCACAUCUGCCUCUUAUGAUAUUUAAUCGCCUACACUCAGAAACUUUGCGACGUGGGC